Molecule: messenger RNA, 2585 nt
Organism: Spea bombifrons (plains spadefoot toad)
Lineage: Eukaryota; Metazoa; Chordata; Amphibia; Anura; Pelobatidae
Gene: FSD1L
Product: fibronectin type III and SPRY domain containing 1 like
Exons: 14
Coding region: 188-1714 (508 amino acids)
Molecular function (GO): protein binding
Source: RefSeq, a predicted model, not a curated record
UCGUAGUCUCGGUGGUUGGCCUGUCUUCUCUUUCCUUGGUCCUGCAUUGAAAGCACCAAAGCCGCUGAACUGAAGAGGAGGAGGAGCUGCUGGGCGCUGUUCACUCAUCCACACAAGUCAUUUCUUCUUUAUCCACUUCCACGCAUCUUCUGCCGCAAAAGCCUUGGAGGAGCCCAGAGGCCUGGCCAUGGAUACACAAAAAGAAGCUUUGCAGAGGAUAAUCACGACGCUUGCCAACAAAAAUGAUGAAAUCCAGAAUUUUAUUGACACGCUAAACCACAGACUAAAAGGUGUUCAGGUUAACUCUACAAAAGUACUUUCAGAGUUGGACGAAGAAUUUGAUAGCCUGUAUUCCCUGCUUGAUGAGAUGAAAGAGAAGAUGACUAACAGUAUAAAGCAAGAACAGGCCUAUAAAACACAGGAGAUGCAGAAUCAGCUCGGCCAGUGUACAAAUGCUAUGGAGAGCUCUGAGGAACUAUUAGAAUUCGCUUCACGGAGUCUGGACAUAAAGGAGCCUGAGGAGUUUAAUAAGGCUGCCAGACAGAUCAAGGAUAGGGUCACAAUGGCUGCAGCUUUUCGCCUCUGCCUGAAACCCAAGGUCAGCGAAAACAUGACACACCUAAUGGUGGAUUUCUCCCAGGAAAGACAGAUGAUCCAAUCCUUACAGUUCUUACCAGUUCCCAAAGCUCCAGAGAUUGAUCCAGCAGACUGUAUGGUAGCAGACAACUGUGUAACUGUAACAUGGCGAAUGCCUGAUGAAGAUAACAAGAUUGAUCACUAUGUGCUGGAAUACAGGAAAACAAAUUAUGAUGGUCUUCCCAGGGUUAAAGAUGAGAGGUGCUGGGAACUAAUUGAUAAUAUAAAAAACGCAGAAUACACUCUUUCUGGUUUAAAGUUUGACUCCAAAUACAUGAACUUUAGAGUAAGAGCCUGCAACAAAGCCACAGCGGGAGAGUAUUCAGACCCUGCCACGUUGGAAACCAAAGCCUUGACCUUUGCCCUUGACAACACCUCAUCACAUCUGAAUCUAAAGGUAGAAGAUUCAUAUGUAGAGUGGGACCCGACAGGGGGAAAAAGUCAAGAGAACAAAGUGAAAGGCAAAGAUAACAAGGGCAGUGGCCAUGUUACAGUACUGAGGAGCAAUACCAGAAGUGGCACUCCAUCCCCUAAAAGAACCUCUGUUACUGCUAGACCGGCUAUGGUGAGGGGCAGCAGAGAUAGGUUUACAGGAGAGUCAUAUACCGUGCUGGGAGAUACCACAAUUGAAAGUGGGCAACACUACUGGGAAGUGAAAGCUCAGAAGGAAUGCAAAUCCUACAGUGUGGGCAUCUCAUACAAAUCAAUUGGCAAGUUUGACCAGUUAGGAAAGACUAACAUCAGCUGGUGUUUGCAUGUCAACAACUGGCUACAGACAACAUUUGCUGCAAAACACAACAACAAGGCCAAAGCUCUGGAGAUGACUGUCCCGGACAGGAUAGGAGUGUACUGCGACUUUGAUGGAGGUCAACUCUCAUUUUAUAAUGCCGAAACUAAACAGUUAAUUUAUAGCUUUAAAACAAAAUUUACACAGCCUGUUGUCCCUGGAUUUAUGGUAUGGUGUGGUGGGCUCACAUUGUACACAGGGCUGCAAGUUCCAAGUGCAGUGAAAACCCUUCAGAAGGCUGAAAACGGCAUGAGUGGAUCUUCUAGCAGCUUAACCAGUGUUGCUCAAUAACCUUACUUGAAAGGAUUCAUUGAACACUUGCCCCGACUGAGUGGAAUUUUAGUGAUUUUGAUUUUAUUUAGUAACUUCCUUUUCGCUGGAUCAUUUUGGGCUGUAGCCUGAUGCUGCUGUGAAGCUUGCAUUUCCCCUAGUGGCUGGCUCGUAUGUGAAAAAGGUCAUCAAGAAGACUACUGCAAGUUAUAACAAGCAACUGAGGAUAUAGGGGGCAAAACAAAAAGGAUCAUAUGCCGUACCAUAAGGUUGUUCUUUGUUGUCAUGGAUGCAGUCUAGCACCCUUUGAAACUUACAUUAACCCCUUAAGGACAAUGGGCAGUCCUUAAACCCAUUGAAAACAAUGCAUUUUGAGCCCGUACAUGUACGGGCUUUGUCAUUAAGGGGUUAAGCAUAAUAAAUGGCUGGAUUUGUCUAUGCAUCCACACAGCCCACAGACACUAAUGCACUUUCUAUUGAGCUCCAUUUAUUCUCUGUGGUUUUUCUUACACAUGACAUUAAUGAGACUUUGAAAACAAAUGGCUUUAGUUGUACGGGCGUAAGGUAUACCGACCUGUUCUAAAUUACUGAACAUGAAAUAUCCGGGAAAGCAAUCUGAAAAUAAAUCGGAUGACCAAGCAGUGGUUUCUGUUUAGUAAGAAUGUCUGUUUAUACAUAUUUCUAUUGAAAUAACCGGUAGCUCCUUGGACCAAAAUGUGCCUGAAACAUUGGCCCAUGUCUGGUGUUACACCUGCGCAAGUGCAGACAUCAUUAGGUGCUUGAUACAUAAAAGUGAUGUGAUUUUUAAAUGUGAUUGAUAUGGAUUCAAUGUUGGAGAUUAAUCUAUUACUAGUAAUUGAAUAGCAAUCCUAGAUUAUCUUGUAAAUACAAA